This is a messenger RNA of Perkinsus marinus ATCC 50983, 1098 nucleotides long. RefSeq lists its product as hypothetical. NCBI's taxonomy places the organism in Eukaryota, Perkinsozoa, Perkinsida, Perkinsidae. The transcript has a single exon. The coding region runs from base 46 to 1029 and encodes 327 amino acids. The record is from RefSeq and is a predicted model, not a curated record.
UCUAAUAAACAUUUCCACGUAGCCCUCGUCGUCGGCGUCGUGGUUAUGUUGGCAGUAGGGAGAAAGAGUAUAUCUACUCUGCAUAGUAGGGUGGUAGUGGCCACUCCCACUGUCACUCGUCGAGCAAUGGUCUCCUCCUCAAGACCCACCUUUGCAGCAGAACAGGGGACUGAGUCGACCCCACCAAAAGAGCAGAAGGUGACCCUUGAAAAGCCUCCUAAACGUCCUUGGACGGCAACAAGCCUUUUCCUGUAUGGAUCGGGCAUUGCCGCUGCCACUUGGGUGGGGUACUGCGCCGUCCUAUCCGGUGGGAAUCCUCACAAAACAGAGAUUAUGAUAGAGAACAGCAUCAAGCGGUUGCCACUGUAUAGGCCUCCCGAAAGGCCAGAGGCAGAGAGGCUCAGUAAAGUGAACCAACACGGCCUUGAUGAUGCUACUAUGGAGGACCUUGCUACGUGGUUUAUGGUAGAGGACAAGAGGACGGCUGACGGGGUCAGUCGAUCGAUGGUGUUGGACCUUGUGGGGGAAUCUCUGGGGCUUUUAGAGCCCGAGGAAGCUGAGAUGGAGAAGGAGGUCGAAUUGAGGUAUCCACGAUUUGGGGAGGAGAAGGGGAAGCAGUUGAGUGAAGUGACUAAGGCAUUCGUCCACAAGGGGCGUGGUCGGCUCGAUGAGGAGAGGAGGCAAGCUGGAUGCUCCCUCAGUGAAGCCGCCGAAUUGCUUUCUAGUGUGGUUGGUAUUCACGGUGACGGUGUGGCUGAGAAGGUCCGACAGAGGUUGAGUAAAAUAGUAGAGACUAAUUACAAAGACAGCGCCUUGCCGACGGUUUCCGUGUUUGGAAACCCGAUGAACAUCCCUGCACCUCCGCAGCCACUACCUGAGGUUGACGAGGAAGAGGCCGACAGGGCUGUAUUGAAACUAGAGUUGGAGCAAUACAAGGCGGAGCUUGCUGGUGGUGAUGUGGAUAAGGAGAGGAGGAAGUGGCUACAGAAUGAGAUAAAGACUGUUGAAGGGUUAUUGCAGGAGAAGUGAAUGGCACUUUUCGGGCCUGAAACGUAUCUUACCAUGACCAACCUCGGAGUAUCUUAGUCGGACUGUAUC